AUGUCAAGUAGGGCAAGCAGUGUUUCCAGAGUCAGUGAUGGAAGAAAUUCACCAGCAUUGUAUGCUGAUAGCUUAAGAAUUCGAAAAACGUUGAGUGGUGACGAAUAUUUCUGGAAUGGAGAAAAUGUACUUGAGUUUUUACAAGAUCAUGAUCUUCACAAUAUUUGGAAGGAUGUUCUAAUAGCUGAGAAAAUCGAAGGGCAAGCGUUUGUUAGUCUUGUUAACUAUGGAAAUGCUCUAGGGUUGGCUCAAAAGUAUAAUAUUCCCGAUGAAGAAGCUGCUCAGCUAACGAACCGAGUUCGGCAGGCUUUAUAUUCAUAUGUAGACUCAUCUGGUUUUGAAUCCGCUAGAAAACUGUAUUCCCCGAACUCUAUAGAUUCCCCGCUAAGCAAAGGCGAUGAUAUAUCCUCUGUCAAUGACUUUAAUGUUACUUCUUUCUUAAAUAAAAUCGGUCACAAGAAUAGAAUGAACUCCUCUUCAGAAUGGCUUACUGGCUCCUCGGAUGGGUUUACUGGACAAGAUGGCCUAAUUGCGACAGAAGAGUUACCUCGUAAUUCAAGUUCGAGUUCAAUGGAUUCUUUAAAGCAAUCGGAAUACUACUCUACAAACGAAGCUCAAAAAAAGCAACCAAGCCUAGGUGAUGCUAAACUAUCUAGAAGCAGGAGUGUUAGCAAGAGACAAAGCACUGAUUAUAAAGAAAAGUCAAACAACUUUCUAAAAAAAUUUCGCGUCCCCGGCUUUUCACGCGAGAAAGAGAAAGAGAAAGUUAAAGAAAAAUCGCCUUUUCCGACUUCACCAUCAGCAAAAGUCUUUUCGAAAUUAAGUUUAAAGAACACUUCCGAAGCCUCUUAUUCUGAGACUUGGGUUCCUCGUGUCCACCGGUUGGAAAGUCAAAUUGGAUUAGGUCUAAAAAAGCAAGCGUUUGUUCUGGCUACAACAGAUGACGAAACCUUCACUGCUGUUAAUAUCACUAAUGUAAACUCGGCUUAUCAACUGCGUGAAACGCUGGUAAGGAGUGUCUCUUUAGAUUGCUCUCCGGCAGAGUGUCAUAUCUAUCUUACCGAAGUAGGUGGUGCCCAAUAUAUUGAAUCUCUUGAUGACAUUAAACUGGAUAUUACCAGACGUUAUGUUGAUGAAUUUGGGACAAUUAAGUUUUUUAUAAUCCCUGCCAGAGACGCUUCAUUGCCUGAGAAGGUGUCAAAUGAUACAGUUACUGUGUCAUCAAGAUCGUCCAGCAAUGCCAACUUCAAGCAUCCUGCAGAUGAAAUUAAGUAUUUUCAAAAUAUUAACUCAAAUCCACAAUCGAAAAGGAACAUCAGACAUUCAGUACUCACUUCCGAUUUUGACAAAGAAACUCCUGUCAACGCAGUACCUCCUGGCACUCAAAAUGAUAAGAAGCUUGGCUCUGCUCCGAAUUUGGCAGUUUUACAAGAGCCCCCAUCUCGGCGUUUUCGUGGCUUUGAAAAAAUUAGGGGUGCGAAAGGCGAAAUGGCUGCUAGGAUCCUUGACGGCACUGAAGAAGAUACUGGAAAAAAUAGAUUUAAAGUACUGAGGCCUCAUAAGAAAAUUACUUUAAAGCUUCCUUCAAACAGUUCUGCAUCAUCCGAAUUAAAUCCCAAGCCCUCAUUAAUGGGUAGAAAUUUUAUAGCUCAUAGAGAUCCACCUUCUCCUCCAGAUUUUGAUACUGCUCCUAAACGUACAAGUACCAUAACCAGACGAUCUAGUUUGCGCUAUGUACAUUCACCUCGUUCUAACGAUUUCGAGGAUACAAAAAUAACGGGAGUUAACUUUACAGAUGAUACUAGCGAAUUCACAGAUUGGAAAAAUGACUUUUCAUUUAAUAAUGCCCCUGCCUUUGAUGAAUCGGAAAUUCCAAAUGAUACCUUUUGGGCUGUUCAGCCUAAAAAUCUUCAGGAAAGUACCCCGGAAAUGCUGAACAAGAGGAAUUCUCUUAAAAGAUCACCAGUUACGGCCGAUAGCCAAAUAAAUCAGCGUACUGUUCCUGAAUUUUCACAUGGCGAUGAUCUGGCUUUAAAUUUAUCACCCUUAUCACACCAUAUAAGAAAAAUGAGCAUAAAGAAUGAAGCUCCUAUUUCAUUAAAAGAUGAAGAGCAAAGUAAAUGGGAAGUUCGUCCCUCUGCUGAUGAUCUGUAUAGAAACGUUGAUCAGUUUUUCCCUCGAUAUAAUUUAGACAAUGUGCUAGUUUCCGAUAAUUCGAAAGCUGUGUCUUCCCCUUCGAAAACUUCAAUCAGGCCAAAAGUUAAAUCUGUGCGUUUUUUGGCUCGUGAAGUAUUUGAGGCUCGUAAGGCACUACUGAGAAAUAACAGAAAAAAUAAAGGUGGUGAUUUAUUGCGACGCUCAAGUACAAAAUUUUGGGGCUCCAAGAUAGAAGAGGUUAAGCCUGAAGGAAAUGGUGCCUCAAAUUCAGUUUUAAGUCCAAGCAAUGAUACGCCAACUUUCAAAUGGUUAAAAGGAGAUUUGAUUGGAAAUGGAACUUAUGGCAGAGUGUUCAUAGCAAUGAAUGUUAACACUGGUGAACUAAUUGCCGUAAAGCAGGUUGAAAUUCCCCAAACCGUUAAUACGUAUCACGAAAGACUCUGGAAAAACAUUGUUGAUUCCAUAAAUUCUGAGAUAGAAACAAUGGCUGAUUUGGAACAUAUCAAUGUGGUACAGUAUCUUGGGUUCGAAAAAACCGACACCGAUAUAAGUAUAUUCUUGGAAUAUGUCUCCGGUGGUUCAGUUAGCCGUUGCUUGAGGAACUUUGGGCCUUUUGAAGAAUCUGUAGUACAAUUUAUCACCAAACAAGUUUUGCUAGGCUUGGCUUAUUUACACUCAAAAGGCAUUAUUCACCGUGAUCUUAAAGCUGAUAAUUUGUUGAUUGACUUUGAUGGUAUAUGCAAAAUUUCUGAUUUCGGUAUAUCUAAACAUAGCGAAAACGUGUAUGGUAACGAUGCAAAUCUUUCCAUGCAAGGUACUAUUUUUUGGAUGGCACCGGAAGUCAUCGAUAGCAAUCAUCGCGGUUAUAGUGCUAAAGUUGAUAUAUGGUCACUUGGGUGCGUUGUAUUAGAAAUGCUAGGAGGCAAUAGACCGUGGUCAACGGACGAAGCAAUUCAAGCCAUGUUUAAAUUAGGAACUGAGAAGAAACCACCUCCCUUCCCUUCUGAGCUCCGUAAAAAUGUUUCAGAUGACAGUAUAAAUUUCCUGAAUGAUUGCUUCACAAUCGACGCAGAUAAACGACCAACAGCAGAAGAAUUGUUGAGUCAUCCCUUUUUAAAGCUUGAUAGUACGUUCAAUUUUGAAAGUACAGAGCUCUACAGACUACUACAUGAAAGGCACGCUAAGUGA
This is a messenger RNA of Schizosaccharomyces osmophilus, 3345 nucleotides long. It is a transcript of the gene mkh1, whose product is annotated as MEK kinase (MEKK) Mkh1. Gene Ontology annotation, biological process: protein phosphorylation. The coding region runs from base 1 to 3345 and encodes 1114 amino acids. Lineage: Eukaryota; Fungi; Ascomycota; Schizosaccharomycetes; Schizosaccharomycetales; Schizosaccharomycetaceae. Gene Ontology annotation, molecular function: protein kinase activity; ATP binding. The record is from RefSeq and is a predicted model, not a curated record. The transcript has a single exon.